Molecule: messenger RNA, 1396 nt
Organism: Dendrobium catenatum
Lineage: Eukaryota; Viridiplantae; Streptophyta; Magnoliopsida; Asparagales; Orchidaceae
Product: ATG8-interacting protein 2-like
Exons: 3
Coding region: 189-1109 (306 amino acids)
Cellular component (GO): intracellular membrane-bounded organelle
Source: RefSeq, a predicted model, not a curated record
GAAAUGAUUUGAGGAUAAUUCUAUACGACUCGCUCCCAUAGAAUUACACUUUCUGAUAUAAUAACACUUCGGGUAGAUAACUUCCGUCCCAAGUUGCUUCGCUUGGAGUUUGGGGAACCUCGGAUCCUUUGAUCUCAUAUAGUUUUUGGUUCUGUUGCAGAGCUGUUCUGGAGGCCCGAUAAUAAGAAAUGGCAGAUGACAAGAGGGACUUGAAUGAGACAAAUACCCGGGGAACUGAUUGGGAGGUUGUCUCCCUCACUGCUUCCACUUUCGCUGCAGCACCUGGUCCUCCAGAAUUUGAUCCUACAGUGCUGCAUAAAAAGGAAGAGUUCAACAAAACUGAACAAGAAUGCUCCGAGGCAAUGUUCAUGUCCAAGCACUUCGUUGUUGCACCCCAUGAGUCUGAAAAACUUCCAGCAGAAAAUUACAGCAGUGCGGUUUAUAAAGAACAAAGCAUUCAAGAUGACAAUAUUACUGAACCUCAGAAGUCUAAUAAAGACAGUUCUACGAUUGACACAAUCAAUGAUCUACAUGGAAGUCAUCUAUUUGAUAUGGAAUGCAGUCUCUCAGAUCACAGUAUGAAUUUGGGAUAUGGAAAGCAAGAGGGAGAUCUAAAAAUGGUGGAAAAGGACCAUGCCUUAUUUGUAUCUCCUAACGAAAUUUCCUUUGAUGACGGAGCUAAUGUGAGCCUUCCUGUCAUUCACGAUGACAUCUCUGACCUUGCUGAACCCAGAAACCCUUCUCAGGAGAAACUUGAUUAUCCUUCUUGGCGAGCACAUGGUUGCAAGCCAAAUGAGGAAAAUAUCGAUGAAAGCUUUGAUGAUUCUCCUGAAUCAUGGUGGAAGAAGCGGGCAAUAUCUGCAUACAACCAUGCCAAGGGGACGAACACGUUCUGGUCCAUCUUUGUCGCUGUGGCAGUGGCAGGACUUGUUAUACUGGGACAACGAUGGCGGAGAGAAAAAUCACAAUUUCAACAAUUUAAAUGGAAGUUUAUCGGUACUGGAGAGAAAAUAAACACCAUUGCUGGACCAGUCGGCCAGCUUAAAUUUCUCGUAGGUGGCAACCACCGUACCGGGCCAAUGCGUCAAGGGCUCCACCCAACCUUCUAAGAUAUGAUUAAUGAUGAUGAUGGCGACAAUGACAACUCUGAUGGUGAUGACGACGACGACGAAAAAGGUAAGAGAGGUCCUUAACAUCACAAAAUUGUGAGAGUUCAGCUACAGAACUAUGUAUGAUUUACCUCUUAAACCACUUGUUUAUAACUGUAUGUCAUUGGCUUUUAAAAACAUAAUACUUUCUUAUAUUCUAUGUGCGUCCAUGUAUGAGUGUUGAACUGUUUGCGUUUGUUGAUGCUUAAAAUUAUCAUAACUUGUGAUUUGGAAAAGACAUAACUGGA